Molecule: messenger RNA, 1555 nt
Organism: Lactuca saligna
Lineage: Eukaryota; Viridiplantae; Streptophyta; Magnoliopsida; Asterales; Asteraceae
Source: the annotation of a GenBank genome assembly
AUGGCUUCUUCAUGGCUAAACCUUGAAAAUUAUUCAAUUCCUUUGGAGGAGAUCAAUCUUGCCACCGACAACUUCAAUCCACAAAGAUGCAUUGGAGGUGGUGGAUUUGGUUAUGUCUACAGAGGACAACUCUCAAAACACUGGCAAGAUCGCAUAGUUGCUAUCAAACGCCUAGCUAAGGAUAGCUACCAAGGGGAGCGCGAAUUCCGCAACGAGGUCGAGAAGAUUUCCGGAUUCUACCAUGAAAACAUCAUCUCCUUCCUUGGUUAUUGUGAUGAAGAUAAUGAGAUGAUUAUAGUUUAUGAGUAUGCAACAAAUGGAAGUCUUGACCAUCAUCUCAAAGAUCAAAAUAAGAUGUGUUGCAUAACAUGGAUACAGAGGCUGAAGAUUUCCCUAGAGGCAGCUAGCGGUCUCAAUUAUCUUCAUGCGGGUCCUGGGGAGCAUAAAAGCGUAAUACACCGAGACAUCAAGAGUGCAAAUAUUCUGUUAGAUGACAAUAUGGUUGCAAAAAUUUGUGAUUUUGGGUUGUCAAGAUCAGGAACCAAAAGUCAUCCAAGUAGCCAUAUAUAUACAAAGGUUGCGGGUACCCAGUAUUACAUAGAUCCCACUUACAUUGAAAGCCGCAUCCUCCGUAAAGAGUCGGACAUAUACUCCUUAGGUGUGGUACUGUUUGAAAUGCUCACUGGGAUGCUGGUUUAUCGUCCAAGUAGAAUCGGAGAGGAUAAUACUAAGACUGACUCUCUCAUAAAGUUGGUUCGAAAAUACUAUCCCAAGGAACCCGACAGAUUAAUUGAUCCAUGUAUAAAAGAUCAAAUUAGUAGUCGUUCCUUUGAUACGUUUAAAAAAAUUGCAUGGCAAUGUAUUAGUUAUGAUUUUAAGAAACGACCUACGUUAGACAUGGUGAUGAAGAGGAUCCAGGAAGCAUUGGAUAUUCAAUUGCAGGAAAAUGUUUCAGCCCAUUUUGAGCGUAUUGGGAAAGACAAUGGAUUUAAUCAUGGAAAACCUGUUGCAGCGUUUACCAUAUACAAAUUGCUUCUUCAUCCGAAUUACAUUGAAGCUGAAAAAACCAAGUUUUUUGAACGACUUUUACAGAUAUUUGUUACAGCAGAUAAGUACCAAAUAUCCAAUCGGGGGACGGAGUAUUGGUUAUCAUGUGCAUCUAAUCUAUUAUUCUUAAUCCAAAGAAGUCUAAAACUUGAUGCUGCAAGUUCAGUUCAGGAACCACCACCUUCAACUUUGGCUGAGGAUGAGAUUGUAGAGCAAGUUCAAGUCAGAAACCAAGUGCUACAUUUCAAGGAUCAACUAACAAAGUAUCUUGAGUAUAUGUGCAACAUUAUUUUUGAUGACAUGAAGAAAGAGCUGCGACUAUUACUUGCAUUGGCUAUUCAGGUACUUGAAUUCUGAUUCGUUCUUGUUGGGCUUGGAAAUCCCCCUAUGAAAUACUAGAAUAGAAUUACAAUGCAAGCAGCAACCGUCUCUCAACUAUUACAAAACUACAAUCUAAUUUUCUAACAUUUACUCGAAAUGUUCCACUCUAACUACUGUAUUUUUGGGA